Molecule: messenger RNA, 726 nt
Organism: Cotesia glomerata
Lineage: Eukaryota; Metazoa; Arthropoda; Insecta; Hymenoptera; Braconidae
Exons: 1
Coding region: 1-726 (241 amino acids)
Source: RefSeq, a predicted model, not a curated record
AUGAGCGCACUCAUCCAGUUGCGUGAUUCAACGGGUGGAUUCAUACAAGCUCGCGCUUUACUUGACACCUGUGCAACAGCUAAUUUCAUUACUGAAAAUUUGUCUAGCAAAUUAAAAUUACCAAUGCAAAACUGUUCUAUUCCGAUCGGGGCUGUUAAUGGAAUGCAAACCUUUUCAAAACAUGUCGUUCAAAUAAGUUGUAAAUCUUUAAAUAAUAAAUUUCAAAGAUCAUUAUCAUUUUUAACUGUUAACGAAAUUGCAGAGCUGAGUCCAAAUGAAAUCUUUCCACGUAAUAAAAUAGACAUACCUAAAAAGAUAAUACUUGCUGAUCCGGAAUUUCAUAUACCAAGACCCGUAGAUGUCCUUAUCGGUUCAGGUACCACACUUUCUCUUCUAUCUGUCGGACAGAUUAACUGCUCACAAAAUGAUUGUGAUUUAAUAUUACAAAAAACGCAACUAGGAUGGGUUGUAGCGGGAGGAGUCAUUGACGACAAAAAUAUACUUUCUGUAACUUGUCAACUAACUGAUCUGUCGAGUCAAUUAACAAAAUUCUGGACUAUUGAAGACAUAAGUUCUAGUGAUUCUCGAUCUAUUGAGGAUUCUACAUGUGAGACUUAUUAUCAAAAACACUACUAUUCGCGAUACAGACGGUCGAUAUAUAGUAAAACUACCCUUUCGCGCAGACGAUGUCGAGUUCGGGAAUUCCAAACAAAAGGCUCUAAAUAG